This is a messenger RNA of Symbiodinium natans, 543 nucleotides long. Lineage: Eukaryota; Dinophyceae; Suessiales; Symbiodiniaceae. The record is from the annotation of a GenBank genome assembly.
AUGGCAAAGCGAAGGAGGCGACGCCGGUGGGUCUGGGCCAAGCGGGAGAUGGCUCGUGCCACGGGCUUCUUCAGUGAGGACGAGAUGAAGCAGCGAGACCCACAGCUCUUCCACCACCUUGUUGGACAGUACCAAGACAGCACAGUCAAGCUGUCAGACCCCAUGCAGGGCAGCCUGAGCAACUACCUCCUGCAGCAGCUUGAGCGCCAAUGUGAGGCCGAGCAGCUUCGCGGCGAGGGUGCUGAAGCAGCCGGAGCCGCCUGCUCUCCAGCAGCAAAGAGGCAGCGAACGGCUGAGGAGGCUCUGCCGGGCGAGAUGGAGUUCUCCAAUGAGGAUUAUUAUGACGUGAGUGGCGACGAGGGAGGUGCCGGAUCAGAUGAUGCCGCAGUCAGGCGGGCCAGAUUCCUGAAAGCCAUGCGAGAUCGGUUUGUGGACGGCAUGGAGAGGAACUUCAAUUAUGCCGUGCUGGAUGAGGAUUCGGACUUGGAUGACGUAGUGGAGCUUGGGAGAGAUGCGGAGGAGAAGUACUUCGACGCUGAGUGA